Messenger RNA from Effrenium voratum, 927 nucleotides. Lineage: Eukaryota; Dinophyceae; Suessiales; Symbiodiniaceae. The record is from the annotation of a GenBank genome assembly.
GGGGGGCUUCUCCGAACCCGUCUCUUUAAACUAAACGGCGGCUCCGCAUCUCAUGGGAAGCUCCAGUGCCGAGAGUGCUUCUGAGGAUGAUCACGAGAGCCUCUCGAAGCAUGAGUCCUCGGAAUCCUUUCUGAAGAGCCCCUCCAAGCGGAAAGGCAAGAAGACCUCCAAGGACUCACGGCCACGCUCCAAGGACUCCAAGAAGACGGGCUCCAAGAGCUCGAAGAACUCCUCCUCUCGGUCCGAGGCAGCUUCCAAGGAAUUGGCCAGCCUGCUGGUGAGCUUCGAAAUCAAUGCGCCGCCAGAGGUCGAGGAUGAGUUCUUUGAUAUCCCAGAGGGGGCCAACGCCGCGCGGAUGGAGGACCUUAAGGUGGAGCUGUCCAAACCCCACAGCGCGCUGAGGCUCCGCAUCAAGGACCGCCUCGAGCGCGCCAUUGGCAGCGACGCGGUGCAGAACUACGAGGUGCCGGACGUGCCGCUGCCGCUGCCAAAGAGCAAAUACAAGAAGGACUUCACCAUUCACCAGGAGCUGUCCCUGCGGGAGGAGCCCAAGAACACGGGCAACGCCUACUUCAUGCAGGGCUUCUCCUCGCAGACGGCGCCCUUCAUGGGCGUGCGCCCUGACCUGCUGCCGGUGAUCUCUCAAGGGAAGGUGGGCAUUGACAAGUCGAUGCUGCCGGCACUCUAUCAGCCCUUCCGAAAGGACAGCGAGCAUCCCUAUGGCCAGGUGGAGCCGUCCAAGCUCUUGCCCCAGGGGGCCUUGCGGCAGCCGCCGGAAGCGGAACGGAUCUUCCACCUCGUGGAGCAGGAGAUGCCUCCGCCCAGAGCCACAGUGGUGCCCCGCACUUUCAGCAAGGGGAAGCUACAGCGAACUGCCUGAGCGAAGCGUUUGGUUUCACCGCCCUGAGCCCGCACGAAGCCUACGGA